AUGACUAGAAUCAAGCUCCUCGCAAACCCACACUACCAAAAGUCCGGCACGAAGUCAUACUUGUAUGCCAUGCGCAAGUAUCGCUUCACACCGACCAAGGACGGUCCGUAUUUCCUCGGCACGAGAAUGGUACAAACAGGACGACAGUUCACCAAUAAGCCCGUGGGAGGCCGAGCUCGGUUGCAGCAGGUGUUACAGAAAAAGGACGCUGUUAGCGAUGAGGUCGGACAAGUGGGUGCCCACGACGUGCAGAAUGACUCGAUGUAUCUUGCCGAAAUUGGCAUUGGCACGCCUGCACAGACGCUCAGUUUGGACUUCGAUACUGGAUCUGCGGAUCUGUGGGUCUGGUCCACGGAGCUAUCGUCUAAGAUUCUGGCGGCGAACAAGAACCACACAGUCUUCGAUCCGAGCAAAUCGAGCACAUUCAAAGAAAAAGACGACUCGACGUGGCAGAUUAAGUACGGCGAUGGCUCUUUUGCCUCUGGCACGGUCGGCAACGAUAAUGUCAAUAUCGGCGGUCUAGUCGUCAAAGGCCAAGCUGUUGAGAUCGCUGAUAUCUUGUCCGAGCAAUUCGCGCAAGGUGCUGGGGAUGGACUGCUGGGACUUGCGUUCAGUAAUAUCAAUACCGUCAAGCCCGAGGCUGUAAGCACGCCUGUGGAGAAUAUGAUCUCGCAGGCUGACAUCCCGCAGUCGGCUGAGCUCUUCACGGCGAAGUUGGGGUCCUGGAGAGACACUGAUGAGCCGGAUAAGGGCGAGUCGUUCUAUACGUUUGGUUACAUUGAUCAGGACACGGUGAAGGCCGCUGAGGCUGAGAUCUACUACACGCCUGUUGAUAACAGUCAGGGGUUUUGGAUGUUCGAUUCUGCCUCGGCGACGGUGAAUGGAAAGUCGGUUGCUAGGGCUGGAAACAGGGCUAUUGCUGAUACGGGGACUACUUUGGCGCUGGUGGAUGAUGAAACUUGUCAGGCCAUUUAUGAUGCUAUCCCGGGGCAAAGUAUGAUAAUGCCAGCCAGGGAUGGAUCUUUCCAUCCAAUACACCGGCUGAUAAGUUGCCUGUUGUAUCUUUUGCUGUUGUUUGUUGUGCAGAAGGAAGAUCUUGGAUUUGCUGAGGCUGGGUCUGGUUAUGUCUAUGGAGGUAUCCAAAGUCGUGGUACUAUGACUAUGGAUAUUCUAGGUGAUACCUUCCUGAAGGCUAUCUAUGCAGUCUUCGAUGUGGGCAAUCUUCGCUUUGGUGCUGUGCAGCGAAAGGAGCUUCAUCAGAAUCUCUCUGUGCCUUCUGAGUCCGGCUAG
Messenger RNA from Penicillium mononematosum, 1290 nucleotides. RefSeq names its product pepsin-like aspartic protease. The transcript is spliced from 4 exons. Lineage: Eukaryota; Fungi; Ascomycota; Eurotiomycetes; Eurotiales; Aspergillaceae. The record is from RefSeq and is a predicted model, not a curated record. Gene Ontology annotation, molecular function: aspartic-type endopeptidase activity. Gene Ontology annotation, biological process: proteolysis. Bases 1 to 1290 code for a protein of 429 amino acids.